This is a messenger RNA of Ostrea edulis (European flat oyster), 931 nucleotides long. RefSeq lists its product as uncharacterized. Lineage: Eukaryota; Metazoa; Mollusca; Bivalvia; Ostreida; Ostreidae. Bases 377 to 874 code for a protein of 165 amino acids. The transcript is spliced from 5 exons. The record is from RefSeq and is a predicted model, not a curated record.
CUAUGAACUAUCGUAUAACGUGCCUCGUGACGUUCGCCGGCGUGAAGCGCCGCAAUUCAUACGCACAUUGGUCAAAACUGCUGCGCGUCCGUGACUAUCGUUGAUACCAAAGACAAAAAGCAUCGGAAAUGUAAAAUUAUCUACACGUACACGUACAAACCAUGUAGUGACAGGUCCAACCUUUGAGCAGUAAAAACAGAUAGAACGACAAACAUGUAUUUGCAUUCGUUGGGAUGGGAACAGGAUGUGUAGAUUCUGAUUGAUGAGUGACAUUUAAAAAAAGACGACGAUAAAAUCUACAAGAGACUGUUCCCAUUAAUUCGGAAAUACAAGUUCUGUCGGUGGUCCUCUUUAUCUGUGAAGCCAUUCUACAAAAAUGGACAAAACGUGGCUUGUGAUUGGUUACCUACUCAUCCUCAUGACCGUCGUCCGCGCACAAUCUGAACUUCCGGCUGUAAUGGGAACCUUUGGAAUUUCCGCGGGCGUGACUGUUGCUUUGUUGUCUGGAGUAAGGCAAUUUCUGAGGGCGGAUCUAGAAAGGUGCCAAACGUCCGUGGCGGAUCUAACGGACAAAGUAAACGAGCUCUUGGAGUGCCCAGCUGAUUACACACAAGCAGUGGACGACGAAAAGCGAUGUCAAACCGAUUUGCAGGGAUGUGAACAGGAAUAUUUCAAGACUCAGGAGAGUCUAUCAAAUGCUGAGGCGGAUCUUGAGGAGUGUCAAAAAUCUCUAGAUGAUAUUACAAAGUUUCGAGACAAAGUGUGUGACGCUUAUCCUGCGAAAUGCUCAUGCGUAGAAAUCACUAAUCAAGGGGACUGUGCAUCUACAGUCACGUGUACAUGGGAUGUUGCCAAACAGAUUUGUAAACUUUAAGAUUCUUAGAUUUCGUUCGUAUUGUGGUUUAACUUUCAUUAAAAAGAAUAAAAAUAA